Messenger RNA from Bombina bombina (fire-bellied toad), 659 nucleotides. RefSeq names its product ribosomal protein S3A (gene RPS3A). The record is from RefSeq and is a predicted model, not a curated record. Gene Ontology annotation, cellular component: cytosol; ribosome. NCBI's taxonomy places the organism in Eukaryota, Metazoa, Chordata, Amphibia, Anura, Bombinatoridae. Gene Ontology annotation, biological process: translation. Gene Ontology annotation, molecular function: structural constituent of ribosome.
GGAAGUCCCUUUCCUCUCGCUGGUUUCACGUUCUUGCUCACUCUGAAAUCUCGCGUGUGCGGCCUGUCCUUCCUCUUUCUCACCCAGCUCGACAAGAUGGCAGUCGGCAAGAACAAGAGGCUGACCAAAGGUGGUAAAAAGGGUGCCAAAAAGAAGAUUGUUGACCCCUUCUCUAAAAAGGAUUGGUACGAUGUCAAGGCACCUGCAAUGUUUAACAUCCGUAAUCUGGGGAAGACUCUUGUCACCAGGACCCAGGGAACCAAAAUUGCCUCUGAUGGGCUCAAGGGUCGUGUGUUUGAAGUGAGCCUUGCUGAUCUGCAAAAUGAUGAAGUUGCUUUCCGUAAAUUCAAGUUGGUCACAGAAGAUGUCCAGGGUAAAAACUGUCUGACCAAUUUCCAUGGCAUGGAUCUUACCCGUGAUAAAAUGUGCUCUAUGGUCAAGAAAUGGCAGACUAUGAUUGAAGCACAUGUUGAUGUUAAGACUACAGAUGGCUACCUUCUUCGUCUCUUCUGUGUUGGAUUCACAAAGAAACGCAAUAACCAGAUCAGAAAAACGUCCUAUGCCCAGCAUCAACAAGUUCGUCAGAUUCGCAAGAAGAUGAUGGAGAUUAUGACUCGUGAAGUGCAGACCAAUGACUUGAAAGAAGUUGUUAACAAACU